AUGUCAUUGUUUGGUUUACCAGGCACCCGCAUGUUUUGGAACAAAGCCUGCAGAGUAUCCCAAGUAGCUGACACCAUGACACUGAAUAGAUGGGAGGCCAUCAAAAAACACCUGCACUUCAAUAACAAUGAAGAGAGACAGGAGGAUAAUAAUGAUCCACUCCACAAGAUCCGACCACUGGUUACUCAUCUAACCUCAAAACUGACAUCAAUCCCAAUGAGUGAAAAGCUGGCUGUUGAUGAGCAGAUGGUCCCAUUCAAGGGAAGAAACAGACUGAAGCAAUAUCUGCCAUCAAAACCAAAGAAAUGGGGCUACAAGAUUCUGGUCUUGGCUGGCUCUGAUGGUGUCCCGUACAACUUGGAAAUCUACACAGGGAGAGUUGUACAACCCCCUGAGCUAGCAGAUGUGGGAGCAAGUGGCAACGUUGUCCUCCGCCUGGCCCAGCCUAUACCCAAGCAUAAGAACUACAAGGUUUUUUUCGACAACUGGUUUACGAGUGUCCCUCUUGUGCUUACACUGGCUCAGCAGGGAAUUCACUGCACUGGUACUGUUCGUGGCAACAGACUACCAGGUGUCAACUUGAUGUGCGAUGCUGAGCUGAAAAGAGCAGGACGUGGAUCUUUUGAACAGAAGAUGGCCAUGGUGAGAGAAACCACCUUGUAUGCUGUAAAGUGGUACGAUAAUCGCUCAGUGACCCUUCUCAGUGAUUACACUGGAGCCCACCCAGUCACCGAGGUUGACAGGUGGGAUUGCAAGCAAAAGAUGAUCACCAAAGUCCCCUGCCCUGCUGUGGUGAAAGAAUACAACAAGAAUAUGGGUGGGGUGGAUCUUCUUGACUCACUGCUUGCACUGUAUAGGAUCAAAAUCAGAUCAAAGAAGUGGUACCACCGGCUGGUGUUCCACCUUCUGGAUAUGAUCAUCGUGACCACAUGGCUGCUCUACCGAAGAGAUUGUGAAGGUACUGGCAUGAGAAAGAAUGUACAUAUGAAGUUGUAUACCUUCAAAUCCUACAUUGCUGAAGCCCUAUGCAAAAGUGGAAAGAGCCUGGAGCGCAAGAAAGGUCGCCCCUGUUCCACAAUUGCUGGUGAGUAUGAGGAAAAGAGGAGAAAAGGACCCGCUGCUCCAAUUCCACUCUCUGAUGUGCGCCUGGAUGCCACAGCCCACUGGAUGAUUAUGGCUGAAAAGAAGGGGAGAUGCAAGGUACCAGGGUGCACAGGUACACCAAAAGCCAAGUGCCGGAAAUGUGACGUUCACCUCUGUUUUACAUCCACCAGCAACUGCUUUCUGAGGUUUCACACAGAAUAG
Megalobrama amblycephala (Wuchang bream) is the source of this 1305-nucleotide messenger RNA. Its product is annotated as piggyBac transposable element-derived protein 2-like. NCBI's taxonomy places the organism in Eukaryota, Metazoa, Chordata, Actinopteri, Cypriniformes, Xenocyprididae. The record is from RefSeq and is a predicted model, not a curated record. Bases 1 to 1305 code for a protein of 434 amino acids. The transcript has a single exon.